Messenger RNA from Amoebophrya sp. A25, 491 nucleotides. Lineage: Eukaryota; Dinophyceae; Syndiniales; Amoebophryaceae. The record is from the annotation of a GenBank genome assembly.
AGCCAAGGUCGAACGUUUGGAUAGCAAUAGCACAGGCAAGAGAAAAAAGAGCGCUAUCAUGUCUUCGGCGGCUCCGCAGGUUGGUUUUUUGAGGUGUCGAAACACUUUUCUCGAUUUUGAGAUGGCGGACGACGCUGGAAGUUCUGACAAUGAAGCCGAGACCGACCCUCUGUCUGGGAACUCGGGAUCGAGUGGCUCGAGAAGUAAGCAUAAGCGCGCGAAAAGCAUGCCGGUGGCAGGGACGUGCAAGUACCGCCGUCUCGGCGACGACGAAAUAUCUGGCGUGGAUGAAGUGUCUAUGAUGCCUUCGCCUUACCCGGAGACCAUGCAAGUGGUCUGGGCAGCAGGUGGCAUCAGUAGCAUCGUACCAGAGCAGGGCUCCACUGCACAUGCAGCAAGUGCUGGAGUGUCGGAGCACGAGCCCCUUGCUGGACCGGGAGCGAAAAGCGCACUUAGUUCAUCCGGUUGUGGGGAUAAUGAUAAUAUCGUGG